Entamoeba invadens IP1 is the source of this 576-nucleotide messenger RNA. RefSeq lists its product as hypothetical. Lineage: Eukaryota; Evosea; Mastigamoebida; Endamoebidae. Bases 1 to 576 code for a protein of 191 amino acids. The transcript has a single exon. The record is from RefSeq and is a predicted model, not a curated record.
AUGAGUACAAAUACCACUGAGAAUAAAGAAAAGGUCGAAUUAGAUUCCACAACGAUCCAAAAGGCGUUAAUCAUCUUUUAUUCACGUAACGGGCACUCCGAGAAAAUAGCCAACGACCUCCACGCCGCCAUCCCAUCGGACGUUGUGCAGAUACAAGAAAAUGAUGGAAUGAACAGAGGUAGUUAUACAAAUUACUUCACAAGCUUCUCCGAGUCUUAUUUGGGAUAUGACUACUCGUCUUACCUCAAGACAGAGAACUUGGCUGAUGUUGCCAAAUACUCUGCACUCAUAUUUGUUGGGCCCGUGUGGUGUUGGGACCUUUGUGCUCCAUUGAAAAACGCUUGUAAAGAGGUUCUGAAAACCGUAAAACAAACACAAGACAUUUUUGUCGCUUUAAGUCUUGGAGGCGCCGGAGAUAAAGGGAGCUUUGAAGUGAUUAAAAAGAUGUUUAGUGGAAAGGCAAUUGUACACGACGAUUAUUUAAGUUGUGUCGAAAGCGCGUAUGCGUCGGGCCAACUCAAAGAUAAAUUUGACUCAUUUGUUCAAAAGGUGUUAAAAGCAGUUGAAAAGUGGUGA